Messenger RNA from Alternaria ventricosa, 1641 nucleotides. RefSeq lists its product as uncharacterized. The transcript has a single exon. Gene Ontology annotation, molecular function: protein binding. The record is from RefSeq and is a predicted model, not a curated record. Bases 1 to 1641 code for a protein of 546 amino acids. NCBI's taxonomy places the organism in Eukaryota, Fungi, Ascomycota, Dothideomycetes, Pleosporales, Pleosporaceae.
AUGGAUCUUCCGUCGACAGAGAUCGAGGAGAAGCUGAGAGAAGCGGUCAGCGAGCUGUCCUCGGACAUCAUUCGACCUGGUUUCCGCUGCAUGAACGACCUACCCGACGAGCUGCUACUUGAAGUAGCCAGAUACCUUGAGGGCGACAACCCGACGCUUGGAAGUCUGAAUCGGACGUCACGUCGCUUCAAAGCCAUCGGUGAUGAGCUCCUAUAUCGUACGAUUAGCUUGCCCCGUACUCGAGAAAACAGCGUUAUGUACCUCGUCCGCACCAUCGUCGAAAGGCCGGAACUGAGAAGCAAGAUCCGGAAACUGACAUUUUCCGCGACGAACUGGUAUGUCGAGAACGAUGGCGAGACUCCGGUACUCUUACCCGCGAUGGUCAUAAAUCGUCCAAGUACCUCGAACGCGCGUGCAGCUUCGUUGAUACAAAUUUCUCAGAACAUCGAUAGAAUGUGCUUUCUCAAGGACGAGAACCCGUUCGAGAGUGCUGAAGAGCUGGCCUGGCGGUGUGGUGUAUUGUGCGGCCAGCUGAGCGCACUAGCAGGAAUGCUUCUUGCACUUUGCGACAGCCUUGAUAUGCUCCAUAUGGAUAUGUAUCACAGGGAGGGUCUGAGUACUCCGGCUGUUAAUGUCCAAAGCACGCUUUAUGGUCUCCACAGCGAGCUGAUGCAACGACCAUCAAGCCGAUGGUCGGGCUUCAAGCAAUUCCACAACGUCAAGCGCCUGAGAGUCUCCGGUUUGAGCAUCGACAUACUGAAAUUCCCGUUCAUCUCUCUUCAAGUCCUCGAGAUCGACCUCUGCUACGAGGCCUUCAAUGAGGGCCUGUCAACUGCAGAGCACGUCUUCUUCGGCAACGAAUCGGUACGGUGCCUCUCGUCCCGCUGUGCGAACCUCCACACACUCAUCAUACGAAGCGAUUGGAAUGAGCUAAACGACCAAGCCCAUCUGAGUCACGGCUAUCAGCUGCCACUUCUGCUACAAGACUUCGCUGGAUCGAUCAUCACCCGUCUAGAGAUACUGUUCGUGAGGAGCCCGACUGUUGUAAAGCGGUGGCUGGGUACUUUCGAGCAUAUUGGUCGUGCUCUGAGUGAGGACACAGACGUAUCUGCAAGCUUGCAGUUCAUCAAAAUCGACUACGAGGAAUCUGAUCACUUCAACCCCAAGCAGUGUUUCGGUGAUUGUACGGACCUGGACAGCUUCAGCUCGUUCCGCAAUUUGUCAAAGAUGGAAGUCUUGCAAGGCGUACUUGUCUACGAAGCUCGCAAUACGUUCGGUAAACUCUACUACUUUCACGGCAUUAUACCUCCUCCGAAUCUCGAGUCACUCACGGUAAUAUGUCCUACCAAUGCCAUUCUUACAUGGCUCAACAUGAUAGUCGAGCGCAACACGGAGGUGCCAGCCCUGAGUAAGAUCGUGCUUUUGUGCAGGUGUGGCUACGGUGCUGGACCUAAAGAGUUCGAAGGCGACGUCUCGACAUACGUUUUCGCGCAGCUGAACGACCUUGGUAUCGAUGUGCGUGUGGUUGAAGAGACACCAGGAGCAUUUGCGUUUCAAGCUCGGAAGGAAGGCUCAGUGUGGGAGGCGGACUGGGCCGAAGACGGAUGGGUGGAUGGGUUGUUCGGUCAGGAUCAGGGUUGA